AUGAGACUACUGAGAUACCCGGCUAUAACAGCCCACGCCCGCAGCCUCAACCCCUCGCGCAUUCAUCGCAGAGCGUUCACGGCAACUCAUAACCCGCAAGCUCAGUCCCAAGCACAGGAAUCAACAGCAGGAACCUCAUCUCAAACCAACAACAGCAACACCAAUUCGCAGUCACCAACCCAGGGCCAACACACCCUCGACUCGCCAGAACAACAACUCAAAGACAACCACCACAAGACCAACGCUCUGAAAUCCGUCAAGGACAAACUCACAAUGUCCUCAAAACUCAUCCCCCAAAACCCGGCCGACGUGAUGGUCAUCCGCGACCUCACCCCAAACAUCACAACCUUCUCCGUCCCCUUCUCCCGCUUCGGCACCCUCAAAAUCGGCGGCCGCGCCACCUUGGUCCGCCUCACAUCCGGCGCCCUCGCCGUCUUCAGCCCCGUCGCCCUCACCGACGCAGUCAAGGCCAAGAUCGCCGAAAAGGGCGGGAACCUCGCCUACAUCAUCGCCCCCGACAUGGAGCACCACAUCUUCAUCUCCGAGUACAAGGCCGCCUACCCGCAAGCCAAGAUCAUCGGCCCCGAUGGCCUGCCGCAGAAGCGCGCCAAGCAGACGGGCGAUCCCAAGAUUAACACGGCGGACGAGUUCUUUGUCGUUUUCAAAGAUGGCGCGGAGAAGCGGAGCGUCACUAUCACCCCCGAGUUUGAUGCCGAUUUCGAGUAUGAGUACGUCGAUGCGCACGCCAACAAGGAGCUCGUCUUCUACUUCAAGCCUGAGCGCGUGCUCAUUCAGGCUGACUUGCUCUUCAACCUGCCUCCGAGGGAGCAGUACUCCAAGGCGCCCGAGGGCGAGCGCGAUACCUCCUCCGGCUUCGGCAACAAGCUUUUCGGCGGCCUGCAGACUACCGAGGGCGACGUCAAGUGGGUGAAGCGCUUCCAGUGGUACGUGAUGAGCAGCAAGGAUAGGCCGAGCUUCAACGAGAGCAUCCAGAGGAUCGAUGCGUGGGACUUUGAUACGCUCAUUCCCUGCCACGGAGAUACCAUCCAGGGUGAUGGAAAGGAGAGGUUUAGGAAGGUGUUUGAGUGGCACUUGGCCGGUACGAAGAAGUAG
Molecule: messenger RNA, 1113 nt
Organism: Colletotrichum godetiae
Lineage: Eukaryota; Fungi; Ascomycota; Sordariomycetes; Glomerellales; Glomerellaceae
Exons: 2
Coding region: 1-1113 (370 amino acids)
Source: RefSeq, a predicted model, not a curated record